UUAAGAGUUUAAUUGAAUUAAAUUUAAUGUUAAUAGAUUUGGAAACACCAACAUUUUGGUCCCCACAAGUACCCUGAGUGUCUGGAUCAUGUGCAUAUUAGCGCUCCUUUGUUUGUGUGUGUGUGUGUGUGUGUGUGUGUGUGUGUGUGUGUGUUUGCUGAGAUGACUGGUCUAUGUCCUUGGUUGUGUGCGUGUUUGUGAGAGAUCAAUACCUGUGUUGAACGUCUGUGGCUGUGUGCACAUUACACAACUACCCCACAACUACUGUCACAUUCAGCGUACAGUGUGCUACUGCCCUCUCAUUAUUGCUGUUGAUAUCAGAACGCAUUUAUGUUUUAAAAAACAAUCAUCUUCAUGAUGAGAGCUGUAAUGGGGCAUUUCAUAGGGCUGGGGUGGAUGGGGCAAAUCUGUAUCAUGGUUUUGUGGAGCAGGAAGAGCUCUGACUCUGCGGGAAAUUUAUCAUGAGAGGAAAGGCUUUAGCAGGAAAAACUGCUAACAGUUUAGCUCUUAGUCAAGGGUGAGGUGAGAUUAACAGUUGGGCAUAAUUAUUCUGCUGUCUGUAUAAGUGGAAAUAAAAUUCAGGUUAUUUAUAUAGCCAUAUCCCUCUUUAUUUAUCCACACCCUUCUUUUGUGUGUAAGCACAUGUGUCCAGACCCUUUCCAGGAGUGUACUGUACACUUUAGUGUUCUACUGCGCUAAAACACCUGCUCUAACACACCUGGCGUGUUCAGGUGUGCCAGAGUAGGGAGGAAACUAAACUAUGCAGUGUAGGGAGAAUAGAGAACUAUCUUAAGAAUUAAGUCAGUUAAAGAAAUCUGCACAUGCAGCUUGAUUGGCAGACAUUUAUGUACACGAUUACGAUGUCAGGACUGCACAGUGAACACAGUCUAAACAGUUACUAGAGGGAGUGUCUGUGAGAGAGGGAGAAGGCUGUUGGAUUUGUCUUAAAGGGCUAAGGCUUAUUCAUACAUCCAUAAUGGUUUUUAAAACUGUUUUGUGUAUGUCAUUUUGUUUAAAGAAAGUUAAUUUAGUCUAACAGACGACAUACAAAACGCGACAUACAAAAUCGCUCCUCCAAUCAGAGCCAUUCAUUUUUGGAUUCAAGCAAUCAUUACAAAGUAAUCUGGAGGAACAUAUGACCACUGAGUUGAAACGGCUUUCUCCAAAUAUGCAAAUACACGUAUAAACACACAGGCAAAUAAACUGAUGCAGCAUUUGAACUAAUGAAUGUACGUGUGUGUGUGUAACAUGAAUGGGGAGGUGUAGUUUCAAUACAUGUGUUAUUUGGUGUAGUACGGUUGUUACCCUUUUGUUUGUGUGUGUGUGUGUGUGUGUGUGUGUGUGAGGUGUCUAUCUGCUCCAAAAUAAUAAUAUAAAAAAGUUGCAGGGUGUGGUGGUUUGUCCUUAUCUCUGUCUUUCCCCCGUCUUGCGUCUCCUGGUGUGGAGAGAUAGACAAGGGCGUGGUGUCGUCAGCUCUGACUGGAGUAGUGAGUAAGAGACGGUGGUGGUGUCAUCAGCUCUGACUGGAGUAGUGAGUAAGAGACGGUGGUGGUGUCAUCAGCUCUGACUGGAGUAGUGAGUAAGAGAUGAUGGUGGUGUCAUCAGCUCUGACUGGAGUAGUGAGUAAGAGACGGUGGUGGUGUCAUCAGCUCUGACUGGAGUAGUGAGUAAGAGAUGAUGGUGGUGUCAUCAGCUCUGACUGGAGUAGUGAGUAAGAGACGGUGGUGGUGUCGUCAGCUCUGACUGGAGUAGUGAGUAAGAGAUGGCAAUGGUGUCAUCAGCUCUGACUGGAGUAGUGAGUAAGAGACGAUGGUGGUUUUCUCAGCUCUGACUGGAGUAGUGAGUAAGAGACGAUGGUGGUGUCAUCAGCUCUGACUGGAGUAGUGAGUAAGAGACGGUGAUGGUGUCAUCAGCUCUGACUGGAGUAGUGAGUAAGAGACGGUGAUGGUGUCGUCAGCUCUGACUGGAGUAGUGAGUAAGAGACGGUGAUGGUGUCAGCUCUGACUGGAGUAGUGAGUAAGAGACGGUGAUGGUGUCAUCAGCUCUGACUGGAGUAGUGAGUAAAAGACGGUGAUGGUGUCAUCAGCUCUGACUGGAGUAGUGAGUAAGAGACGAUGGUGUCAUCAGCUCUGACUGGAGUAGUGAGUAAGAGACGAUGGUGGUUUUCUCAGCUCUGACUGUAGUAGUGAGUAAGAGACGGUGAUGGUGUCGUCAGCUCUGACUGGAGUAGUGAGUAAGAGACGAUGGUGGUGUCGUCAGCUCUGACUGGAGUAGUGAGUAAGAGACGAUGGUGGUGUCGUCAGCUCUGACUGGAGUAGUGAGUAAGAGACGAUGGUGGUGUCGUCAGCUCUGACUGGAGUAGUGAGUAAGAGACGGUGGUGGUGUCGUCAGCUCUGACUGGAGUAGUGAGUAAGAGACGAUGGUGGUUUUCUCAGCUCUGACUGUAGUAGUGAGUAAGAGACGGUGAUGGUGUCGUCAGCUCUGACUGGAGUAGUGAGUAAGAGACGAUGGUGGUGUCGUCAGCUCUGACUGGAGUAGUGAGUAAGAGACGAUGGUGGUGUCGUCAGCUCUGACUGGAGUAGUGAGUAAGAGACGGUGAUGGUGUCGUCAGCUCUGACUGGAGUAGUGAGUAAGAGACGAUGGUGGUGUCGUCAGCUCUGACUGGAGUAGCGAGUAAGAGACGAUGGUGGUGUCAUCAGCUCUGACUGGAGUAGCGAGUAAGAGACGGUGAUGGUGUUGUCAGCUCUGACUGGAGUAGCGAGUAAGAGACGGUGAUGGUGUCGUCAGCUCUGACUGGAGUAGUGAGUAAGAGACGGUGAUGGUGUCGUCAGCUCUGACUGGAGUAGUGAGUAAGAGACGGUGAUGGUGUCAUCAGCUCUGACUGGAGUAGUGAGUAAAAGACGGUGAUGGUGUCAUCAGCUCUGACUGGAGUAGUGAGUAAGAGACGAUGGUGUCAUCAGCUCUGACUGGAGUAGUGGGUAAGAGACGAUGGUGGUGUCGUCAGCUCUGACUGGAGUAGUGAGUAAGAGACGGUGAUGGUGUCAUCAGCUCUGACUGGAGUAGUGAGUAAGAGACGGUGAUGGUGUCGUCAGCUCUGACUGGAGUAGUGAGUAAGAGACGGUGGUGUCAUCAGCUCUGACUGGAGUAGCGAGUAAGAGACGGUGAUGGUGUCGUCAGCUCUGACUGGAGUAGUGAGUAAGAGACGGUGAUGGUGUCAUCAGCUCUGACUGGAGUAGUGAGUAAGAGACGGUGAUGGUGUCAUCAGCUCUGACUGGAGUAGUGAGUAAGAGACGAUGGUGUCAUCAGCUCUGACUGGAGUAGUGAAUAAGAGACGAUGGUGGUUUUCUCAGCUCUGACUGGAGUAGUGAGUAAGAGACGAUGGUGGUGUCAUCAGCUCUGACUGGAGUAGUGGGUAAGAGACGAUGGUGGUGUCGUCAGCUCUGACUGGAGUAGUGAGUAAGAGACGGUGAUGGUGUCAUCAGCUCUGACUGGAGUAGUGAGUAAGAGACGGUGAUGGUGUCGUCAGCUCUGACUGGAGUAGUGAGUAAGAGACGGUGGUGUCAUCAGCUCUGACUGGAGUAGUGAGUAAGAGACGGUGAUGGUGUCAUCAGCUCUGACUGGAGUAGUGAGUAAGAGAUGGUGGUGUCGUCAACUCUGACUGGAAUAGGGCGUGAGAGAUGGUGAUCUGACUGGAGUACCCUCACUACUUAUAUUGCCCCAGAGACAACGCAGGUCUAUCGAUCCAGCAAUAUGCAACUUGGGAAUUCCUGAUUGGACCCAAACAAGAACCUUUGGGCGUUUAUCAUCAGUGAGUAAAUACUGGGCACUGUGAAGACAAGCAUGUUGACUCCUGGUCAUGGUUCAUUCACAUUUAGCGGACUGGUAGCGUUAUGUGAUUACUUUCAAACCCUCUGGCACAAGCAAAGUACGUACGUAGUGAUUUAUUUAGGCAGUGUGUGCUGUGUUUGUAGGCAGCGCCGUACCUCCUCUCUGGUAGUACAGUGGCACAGGGAGAUGAUGCCAAAGCUGCAGGUUUAGUGUACUGAAGCUCCACAGAUUAAUGGCAUGUGUGGACUGUAUUACAUUAGUAGAAUUAGUACAUGUGUUUGACUGUAGUUAUGAUGAUUAUGUAAUAAUUAGAGUACAAAUGCUUUUCAAGAGCAAAGUGAUUGUAACUGACACGCUUUGUAGUAGAUUCCAUAACAAAAAUUUGUCAAAGUACUUAAACUGCACAGUGUAGGGUUAGUCCAGGUGUGCUGGAGCAGCAGAACACUAAACUGUACAAUGCAGGGUUAGUCCAGGUGUGUUGGAGCAGCAGAACACUAAACUGUACAGUGCAGGUUUAGUCCAGGUGUGUUGGAGCAGUAGAACACUAAACUGUACAGUGCCGGGUUAGUCCAGGUGUGUUGGAGAAGCAGAACACUAAAUUAUACAGUGCAGGGUUAGUCCAGGUGUGUUGGAGCAGUAGAACACUAAACUGUACAGUGCAGGGUUAGUCCAGGUGUGUUGGAGCAGUAGAACACUAAACUGUACAGUGCAGGGUUAGUCCAGGUGUGUUGGAGAAGCAGAACACUAAAUUAUACAGUGCAGGGUUAGUCCAGAUGUGUUGGUGAUGGUUCAGUACUGAGUUGGGUUGUGGGGGUUAGGGUUUGUUCAGUAAAUUGUCAUGGUCUUUGUCCUGCAGGUGGAGCAGACAGAUGGGUGAUCGUCUGUGGAAGAUGCUAACUGGGACUACAGUAGGCGGAGCCCAAGCAGAAGAGGGGGUGGAGGAAGGGGGAGGAGCCCGAGACACCAUAACUCGUGUGGAGAUGAAGCUCGUCCAACCAGGAUCAGAAUCAGGGUCAGAGGCAGGCCUUAGUAAUGACAUCGCAGCAUUGGUGCUACGGCGGCAGUUUGACCGUAGGAAGGCGGUGGGAUACCUGACGCUGAUCGGCCUACUGAUAUUUACCACUGCGUUCCUCCUGGGCUACGUGUCAUUCCGCAGAAUGUGCCAUUUCUGCAGUGAGGAGGGGGAGCUGGUGCCGAUGUAUGACACAGCUGGACAAGACCAUUCCUCAGGGGGGAGCAUUAUGUAUUUGGGGGAGCUGAAGGAAAUGCUGAAGAAAUACCUGAAAGAAGAGAAGAUAGAGAAUACAGUUCGGAGAAUGAGCAGGAUGCCCCAUCCUCCGGGGUCUUCAGAAGGAUAUGCUUUAGCCAGUGAGAUUCUGCACAACUUCCAGAAACUCCACAUGGACCACAUCUGGGCCGAUUCACACUAUGCCACCCUGCAGUUCCCAUCCAGGACCCAGAGGAAUGCCCUAUGGAUGGUGGAUGCAGAAGGGGUGGAGCUAGAGGAGAUUUCAUUAGACAGUGCUGAUUACUGUGCAUACAGCGCUAUGGGAACAGCCACGGGUGGUGUAGUCUACGUGAACUAUGCACGACAGGAAGACUUUAAGCACCUGCACACUCUGGGUGUGGUGCUCAAUGGCUCUGUCGCCAUGGCGAGAGUGGGAGGAGGCGUGAGUUUUGCCGAGAAGGUGUGGCAUGCUCAGGAGGCGGGGCUUGUCGGUGUUCUAAUUUAUCCUGACCCUGCGGACAUUCCACAGGAUCCACGGCGACUCGGUCUCCAUAGCAACAUUGCAGUCUCCGAGCACGUUCACCUAGGCUCAGGUGAUCCAUUCACACCUGGAUUCCCCUCCUUUAACCACACCCAGUUCCCUCCUACACAGUCCUCUGGCCUGCCACUCAUCCCUGCCCAGCCAAUCAGUGCUAAUAUUGCCUCCAAAUUGCUAAGUCAGUUAGUGGGGGAGGCGUGUCCUCGCGGCUGGCAGGGACGUCUGCCCUAUGUGCAGUGUGUGUUGGGUCCAGGGUUUUCGGGUCCGGACGGGCGUAGGGUGAAGAUGGACGUCUAUAACAGAAUGAGUCCUGUCCUGAUCAACAACGUCUUUGCCUCCAUCGAGGGCAAGAUCGAACCAGACCAAUAUGUCAUUCUGGGGGCCCAGAGGGACUCGUGGGGCCCUGGGGCAGUGAAGUCUGGAGUGGGUACAGCCAUCCUGCUGGAGCUCGCACGCACCUUCAGCGCUAUGGUGCAGAAUGGUUUCCAGCCCAGGCGUAGCCUGCUCUUUGUAAGCUGGGAUGCAGGAGACUUUGGAAAUGUUGGUGCCACCGAGUGGCUAGAGGGUUACCUGUCUUUACUCCAUCUGAAGGCUGUGGCAUACUUCAGUCUGGACCAGGCGGUUAUGGGUGAUGACACUCUUUCUGCAUACACAAGCCCUUUGCUGGUGGAUCUCAUUGAAGGAGCCCUCAAACAAGUGGAGCACCCAAAGCACACGGGACGGUCCAUCCUUUCACUCUUGGAAGCUCAGGGCAGUUGGAGGAGCAGGAUGGUGAAGCCGUUAUAUCUGAACAGUGGGGCCUACAGUUUCACAGCAUUUGGAGGAGUUCCUGCCAUGGAGCUUCGGUUUCAUGAGGAGGGCCGUGUGUACCCGUUUGUGAACACCCAGCUGGACAGCGUGGGGCGGCUGCAGGAUCUGUUACAGGGUCGUCUGGGUGAGGUGUGCCGGGCGCUGGGUGAACUGGUGGCCCUCAUGGUACUGAGACUCACCCACGACAGCAUCCUGCCGCUGGACGUCACCUCCUAUAGCACCAGUGCACUACGCCUCAGCUCACAGCUCAACCAGCUGUCUGCUGAGCUACAGGUGCGUGGUUUGUCUCCUCAGUGGGUGUACAGUGCGAGGGGAGAUUACAGCCGGGCAGCUAAAACCCUGCAAGAGGCCAUAAAGAACACGGAUGUUCAGGACGAGAGGAUGACCCGCCUUUACAACACUCGCAUCAUGAGGGUGGAGUACUACUUCCUGUCUCAGUAUGUGUCUGUAGUGGAGACUCCAUUCCGGCAUGUUCUGCAUGGCCGUGGUGAGCACACACUGAGCGCGCUCAUUCAGCACCUCUCUCUGCUGCGCACCAACCCCCAGCUGUUCCAUGAGGCCCGUUUCCGCCGGCAACUGGCUCUCUUCACCUGGACCCUGCAAGGUGCUGCAAACGCACUUAGCGGUGAUGUCUGGAACAUAGACAACCCAUUCUAGAACAUCUGGAACAUAGGAAACCCAUUCUAGAACAUCUGGAACAUAGGCAAUCCAUUCUAGAACAUCUGGAACAUAGAAAACUCAUUCUAGGACAUCUGGAACAUAGACAACCCAUUCUAGAACAUCUGGAACAUAGGAAACCCAUUCUAGAACAUCUGAAACAUAGGCAACCCAUUCUAGAACAUCUGGAACAUACGCAACCCAUUCUAGAACAUCUGGAACAUAGACAACCCAUUCUAGAACAUCUGGAACAUAGGCAACCCAUUCUGGAACAUAGACAAUCCAUUCUAGAACAUCUGGAACAUAGACAACCCAUUCUGGAACAUAGACAAUCCAUUCUAGAACAUCUGGAACAUAGACAACCCAUUCUAGAACAUCUGGAACAUAGGCAACCCAUUCUGGAACAUAGACAAUCCAUUCUAGAACAUCUGGAACAUAGACAACCCAUUCUGGAACAUAGUCAACCCAUUCUAGAACAUCUGGAACAUAGUCAACCCAUUCUAGAACAUCUGGAACAUAGACAACCCGUUCUAGAAAAUCUGGAACAUAGGCAACCCAUUCUAGUUUUUAGAACUUUCAUGACCUUCAGACUACUGACAGUUACAGCUCAGAAAGCACCUAUGAUUCUGGAAAGUAAGUGUAAGUCUGAUGAAACAGUAUUAUUUACUCAAGCUUUUAUAAUGUCCUCCACAAAGUCAAAGCUUUUUUGACUUUUUAAAAAAUUGAGUUUCUUUUCAUUAAUUAAUUGUUAAUUAACAAUUAUGAUUAAGAUGUAAUUUAUUUUAUUACUAAGUGAUAAGGCUGUUAAUAUAAACAGUAAUUAUCGAGAGCAGUGACUCUCAUAAUUAUGACAGUCAUACUGUCGUUUAAUCAGAAAGCAGCAUCUGCUAUCAGUCCAUUUGAUCGUCAUACAGAAACUACCAGAGAACUGGUAUGUUAGCCCUGUUUUGCUGUCAUAUGACCCCUCAGACUGUGACAUCAGCAUUGUGCUCUGUUUUGCUUUAUAUUUGCGUUAGUAUGUCAAAUUUCUUUUGUAGUUUUGAUGUUAAUAUGUGACACACUGAUACAAAUCUAAAAUCUUUAUAAAGCAUCUGUUGUUGAACAUUUUGAUGUAGUGUACUGGUGGAACACCAAUAAACAUUCACUGCUUAAAGCAGUAAAGUAUUAUUUUGUUUUCAU
Molecule: messenger RNA, 8240 nt
Organism: Electrophorus electricus (electric eel)
Lineage: Eukaryota; Metazoa; Chordata; Actinopteri; Gymnotiformes; Gymnotidae
Source: RefSeq, a predicted model, not a curated record